Molecule: messenger RNA, 3482 nt
Organism: Antechinus flavipes (yellow-footed antechinus)
Lineage: Eukaryota; Metazoa; Chordata; Mammalia; Dasyuromorphia; Dasyuridae
Gene: TMC5
Product: transmembrane channel like 5
Cellular component (GO): plasma membrane
Molecular function (GO): mechanosensitive monoatomic ion channel activity
Source: RefSeq, a predicted model, not a curated record
AAGAAGACCUUGGGUUAAGAGAAAUAAUAAUACAUCAUUCUCCAACAUGACUGCCUUCUAUAGGAACCAAGGCUAUGAAGAAGAUCCCAAUUACCCAGACUUCUCUAGGGUAAAUCUGGACUCCCAGAAUAGUCCAGACUAUCCAUAUUCCAGAAAGAAUUCCAGCAAUUUGAAAUCCAAAAACAAUGCAAAGUAUUCAAGCACUCACAAUUAUCUUGACUAUCCUGAUGCUUUGAACCAUCCAGAUUAUGCUGGAACUGAGGACUAUUUAGACAAUCUAGGCUUCAGGAAUCAUCAAGAAUAUCCAGGUUCCCAUAUAAAUCCAGCUUUUUCAAGAUCCCAGAGGAAUCCUGACUACCCAGGCCCUGGGAACAGUUCCCACCAUUCGAGGACCAGAUACAACCCAGACUUGGGCUUCCCGGUGAUCCCCGACUAUCCUGAGACUGAGAACUCAGACUCCAGAGACAGUCCAGAUGAUCCAGAUCCUAGGAAUAAUGCUUACAGAUCAAGUUCCAAGAACUAUCAUAUGGGUGCCAAAGACUAUUUGAGCUCCAGGAACAAUUUGCACUCUUUAAAAACCAGAAACAAUCAGAGCUAUCCAGGCUCUCUGGAAAUUCCAGACUAUCCAGGUGCUGAAGACAACCUGAGUGCUCCAGAUAAUUGGAGGGGUACAUAUAACCAAGUUACUCAGGACAAUCAUGGCAACUCCUAUGCAGACAAUCCAGAAAUGGGCAGAGGGUUGCGCAAUAGAGCCCUUCAGAGUUACCCUACCUUCCAUCAGACCUCAAGAUCUCCUGAAAGAAGGAAUCGAGAUUACCCAGAAUCUUUCCAAAUGACCUCAAGGCAGCCUUCAUCUCUAUACACUGAGCGUCCUGUGCCAUAUUCUGAUGACAGUGGAUAUAGAAACCAAGCCUAUGAGGAUGAAAGCAGUCUAGAUGGAGAUCAUGAAAAAUUGGGAAGAAAUGUUAAUUCUUUGGGAUGGAGGACCUGCCAUGAAGAUGCCAGAAAAUCAUAUUAUUCUAUUUUUGUGAAUGUUGCAGACAAAACUAGACAUGAGGAAAAGUUGAUUGCAUCUCUUAUAAACUUAACACCUAGUGAAGGAAUCAAAAUCAUCCGGAAUCAGCCAUUGACUAUGCAAGAAAAGAGGAAAAUUAGGAAAAAAGUUAAUAUGGAGAAACGGAAAUCUGACAGUACAGUUCCCUUAAAUUGUUGUACCCAGUGCAUAAAUGCAAUGUCACUGCAUUUUCGGCAUUUUCAAAACAUUAUGUCAGAAUUUUUCCAGUCACUACAUGUAUGGCAGAGGACUCUUAAGAUCAUUGGCAGCAAAUUUGGAACAAGUGUACUUUCAUACUUCAAUUUCCUAACGUGGCUCCUCAAGUUUAACAUUUUCUCAUUUUUAGUGAACUUUAGCUUCAUCAUCAUCCCUCAACUUACAGAGUCAAAGCCUAACAAUCUUUCUUUCACCGGUCUGGAGCUUCUCACUGGAAGAGGUUAUUUCCAACAAACAGUAUUGUACUAUGGCUUUUAUACCAAUUCAACAUUCAAGAACAAAGUACUCAACACCUCUUAUAACAUGCAACUGGCAUAUAUUUUCACGAUUGGACUGUACUUGGUCAUCUGCUUCUUUUCCUUACUCUAUAGCAUGGCCUGUUCUUUCCGGAAUAACUUCAUCAAUCCCCACAUCUACUCCAGAGGGACUGCCAAGCUUGUCUUUUCCUGGGACUUUACCAUCACCCAUGAGAAAGCCGUGAAGCUAAAGCAAAGAAACCUUACCACUGAACUCAAGGAGAAUCUGUCAGAAAUCCGGCAUGAGAAUGUGAUUGCACCUCUCAAGCAGAGAUUGUCUCAUCUUGCAAUCCACCUGGCAGCCUGGAUGGUUUCCACAGGAGUGGCUAUUGCCAGCUGCGCAGCUGUUUAUUGGCUGGCUUUUCACAACAUGAAGUUUGUGAAACAACACAAAAAUGAGGCAGCCACUUUAUUGUUACCUUUCGUGGUGUGUUGCAUCAAUCUCUUUGUACCACUAUUUUACUCCUCUUUUGGGUUGGUGGAAAAGUUUGAAAUUCCUCGACAUCAAAUCUUAGUUAUCAUUACCAGGAAUAUCUUUCUGAAAAUAUCUAUCAUUGGGAUUCUUUGUUAUUAUUGGCUCAAUUCUGUGGCAGUAUCUCAUGAAGAGUGCUGGGAAACACUUAUUGGCCAGGAUAUCUACCGACUCCUUAUAAUGAAUUUUUUAUUCAGUUUAUUUGACUCCAUUUUUGGGGAGUUUUUGAGAAGAAUCAUUGGGACUACAUUAAUUAAAAGCCUUGGGGUGCCCGAGUUUGACAUUGCCAGGAAUGUUUUGGAGCUAAUCUAUACACAGACCCUCCUAUGGAUUGGAAUCUUCUUCUCUCCUCUGUUGCCCCUCAUCCAUAUGAUCACACUUUUCAUCAUGUUUUAUAUGAAAAGAGUCAGUUUAUUGAUGAACUGUCAGCCUCCAAGCAAAGCCUGGCGUGCCUCUCAUAUGAUGACUCUGUUUAUAUUCCUACUGUUUUUCCCCUCUUUUACUGGGGUAUUAUGUGUCCUGGCCAUCACUGUUUGGAGGUUGAAGCCUUCAGCUCAUUGUGGUCCUUUCCAAGGUCUACCUUCCAUCAUCCAUGCAAUCUAUGGAUGGAUUGAGAUACUUAGCAACAGACCUAGCUACUUAUGGGUAGUGUGGAUUUAUCGGAAUCUCAUCGGGAGUGUGCAUUUCUUCUUCAUCCUCACCCUCAUUGUCUUGAUUAUCACAUAUCUUUACUGGCAGAUAAUUGAAGGAAGGAAGAUCAUGAUCAAACUCCUACAUGAACAGAUCAUCAAUGAGGGAAAAGACAAGAUGUUUCUUGUGGAGAAGCUUUUAAAACUCCAGGAAUCCCAGAAAAAACCAACAACUUAUAUACUGACUCAAGAAAGGAGAGAACAGGAGGAGUCUAGGAACAGCAUGGAUGUGUCAAGAAGAAGCGUAAAUUCUCUCAGGAGGGAAUCUGGGACAGGCCUGGAUAGGUCAUCAGCAGAUCUGACAAACAGAAGCAGAAUUUCUCUUAGGAGAGAUCCAGGGAUAGAUGUUGAUUGGCCAGAAGACACUCCAGACAGAAGCCACGUUUCUGCUACGAAUCAGAAUUCUGUGUUUAUGGAAGAAAAUUACUUCAACCAUGAUUCAAGAGAACACACUGCAAUAACAGAUGAAGAUCCUUCUGAAGCCCUAAGACUUGCCAUGAUGGCUAGACGACAGUCAGAAAUGGAGAGAUGAGGGAAGUAUAAAAAUGUUUACAAUUCACACCUUCAGCUUCCCACCAGAAGAAGGAUAUUAAACAUUUACUGGAAGUAUACAUUUUGGAAAAUUGGGACUGUCAGGAUUGCAAAUACCAAAGUAUUGGAAAGUUCUAUGCAAUUUCUUUUGACUCUGUCCACUUUGAAUUGAGCCAAAGCAUGUUUUAGUUGUCUAAUAAAGGUUAUUGUCAUGUUUAAACUUA